Molecule: messenger RNA, 2279 nt
Organism: Rhodofomes roseus
Lineage: Eukaryota; Fungi; Basidiomycota; Agaricomycetes; Polyporales; Fomitopsidaceae
Exons: 3
Coding region: 113-2020 (635 amino acids)
Source: RefSeq, a predicted model, not a curated record
UAGUGCCCCGCCACCAGAUCCAGCUUCUCCCACCGGACCCUGUCUCACGACCCGUAAUCUACUCGACUACCCUACCUGGACGGUUCAGCCCUGCUUGACCUGGCCCUCUGACAUGUCCACGUCGUCGCCCUCGCGCCUCAGCGGGUGCUGUGAGCGCUGUCGCUCAGCCAAGUACACCUUGCUCGCGCUCUCACUCGUAUGGGCAACACCAGUAAGCGCGGCGCCCGCAGUCGCCCAGGAAUUAGUCGGGAGGGAUGGUUCAGAUGGCAUGGCCGAUGCUGGGCCUGCUGCAGUAGCAGUAUGGAUCCCGAUCGUUGGCGUCGGUCUUUUCAUCUUCGCGAGCGCUGUGGCAUACCGCAUGCGGAAACGAUCGGUCACGCCGACGCGCACGACCUCGGCGACGAGCCAGGCGUCAUCCCGCCAGUCUCUGCUGAGCCGGAUGCGCGCAUGGAGCUCGAGGCCGGUCACCGUCCCUGGGAUGCAGGCUCGCGAGCUCACGGCCGAGCAGCUCGCUGGUACCACAGGGCGCAGUAAUCGACGGCGGCGGCCCAACAGCACCGCGUCUACGCGCUCGACGAGGAGCUUGCCGCUGUACAUGAAGGAGCCUGGGGAGCAGGAGGUCGUCGUCUUCAGGGGAAGGGAGGACCUCACCACGGGAAGUGCUAACGCGCUGCUCUCGCCCGUGCAAGAAGGCGCGACGCCCGACACGCGCCGUGACAGCAUGUCGAGCCUUGCGGAGCCUGACACACCACUGCUCGACAACGCAAUCCCGCUUACGCGUGCACGGACGGAGGAUUCGCCUCUGCCGUCGUCGAUCCCGAUGCGCACCGUCAACGUCCGGCCAAGUAUGGAUACGGUGGGCGGCAUCAGCGAGGAGUCCGCCGGCAGUGAGGACCAGCACGAUCACGAGCGGGAACGCGGUCCUGCGCCCCCGUAUCGCGAGUCCAUCAGCGUUGAUCAAGACUCGGGAAUUGCGUUCGACGAUUCCACGGACGCCGGUCACGGCGAGAGCGCGCCUGCUGUCAGCGCGGACACCUCAGCAGACGCAGACCGCUCCUCUGCACAGCGUGGGAGCGGGGGUACGCUCCGUCGGCCGCAUCUCUUCGGGCGCGGCGAGUCUUCGUCGGGCACCGCUUCUGCCCUGUCCGUCCCGCGCCUGCUCUCGCUCUUCAAUCCGGGUCGCCAGAACACCGGUGGCGAGGGCGGCGUCGAAGGCCUGCCUCGAUCAUCGGAUCCCGUUCUCGCGCCCGUUCCCCCGACGCCACCGUCGCCCACCACGCCCCGACGUCGCCCGCGCGGCGCCACCGUCGCCACGCCGCCUGGGUCACCGCGCCCCGGUUCUGCAGGUUCGCCGUAUCGCACGCACCGACCGUCUCACUCAGGCUCGACAUCUGGCCUGUCCGCCGUGUUCCGCACACGUUCGAACACGUCUGGGACCGCGCUCGGUACAGCGCUCACGUCGCCCUCGACACUGUCUGUGCACUCGAUCUCGGCGCCGCUCACGCACACUGUCAUCCGGACGGAGCUGACGUAUCCACGGACUGGUCCGACGCCUGACCAGAUGAAGCUGUUGGCGAGCUUCAAGCGGUUCGGCAUGCCGUAUGGCCCGGGCCACGAGGCGGGCUGGCGCGAGUGCGGGCCAGGGAGGGGGCCAACAAGACCGGACAGAUUUCGUGAGACAGGGAGUGUUGUAGUAUGUAGAGGAAACUGGAGGCUCCUCCUGUGUGGUGGAAACUGGAGGCCCCUCCUGUGUAGAGGACACUGGAGGCUCCUGUGUGCAGGACGGGCGACGCGCACACGGGCGCCAACGUUCGGGCGCACAUCUCCCGCGCGCAAGUGUGUGUACUGCUACGACGCUGCUACGCUGUCUACGCCCCGCCCUCCGCUCUCCCUCGCAGACGCAGUGCUCAACGAAACUGAUUACGAACACGUCCCGUGCGUGCCGCCCUCGACGUGCACAACUCCCAACGCAGAGUCCGAUCCGUGGCUUCCACCUCGGCGGCGCGAGUAUAAGACGUAGUGGCUGAGCAAACACCGUCUGCGUGGCUGUCCGCCUCGAAUGCGCUGCGUGCGUGCAACACCCACAUUCGCCGCGUCGGACACCGGCGUGCUGGCACGACCUGUCAACACGACCAGGUACAUCUCGAGUUGACCAGGAUAAGAGCACGCGCUUCCCUCGCGAAGCUCUAGUGGGCCCGCGAAUGCUAUCGCACGUCGAGCUCCUCUCGCCAAACCGGCGCAAGACUCUGUAGGCGCAGUGAAGCUGUUCAACGCGGCGC